Messenger RNA from Mercenaria mercenaria, 2874 nucleotides. RefSeq names its product collagen alpha-1(VIII) chain-like. The transcript has 3 exons. NCBI's taxonomy places the organism in Eukaryota, Metazoa, Mollusca, Bivalvia, Venerida, Veneridae. Bases 39 to 1562 code for a protein of 507 amino acids. The record is from RefSeq and is a predicted model, not a curated record.
UCCACAAAUCCUCAUUACCUCUAGUUGAAUUUGCAAAGAUGGCUGGUAGUUUGUCACCUCUUACUUUUAUUUCAGUAAUUUCUUUAUUUUCAUUUGGAUGGUGCAUGAACUUCGAUGACAUAAUUGAAGACGGACUAAGUGUGUUAGGGAAUACUUUUGAAAUUAAUUUAUCUGUUUUAGAGCAAAAAAUAGCAGAUGAAUCUAUCGAAAUCCAGGAAUGGCUCUUACGUAUAGGCGAGUUGGAGAGACAUGUGAACGUUCUUAAAAAAGAUAAAAUGGAAGCAUUCCGCCGUAGGAAAAGAGCGUUGAAAGGUCCACGACUUGGCAUGUUCGUUGGAAAACCUGGACAACCAGGUCGCCCUGGAACUCCUGGGAGGCCUGGAACGAUGGGUAAACGUGGCGAAAAGGGUCACAAAGGUGUUGCCGGUCCACCCGGACUACGUGGGCCCAUAGGGCCGUAUGGACCACCAGGAUGGAUAGGCCCUCCGGGAUUCAUUGGUGCAAAAGGAAAUAAAGGUGAAAAGGGGGAGAAAGGAUUCGAUGGUAUCACUGGUCUUACGGGAGAUGUUGGAUUUAUUGGGUAUAACGGAGACCAUGGUCAGAUUGGUCCACCAGGUAUGAUAGGUCAUAUUGGCUUCCUCGGUAUGCCAGGCCCGCCAGGAUUAAGUGGAGAUAUGGGUGAAAUUGGAAGCAUUGGCAACCCCGGUGAACCGGGUCGACCUGGAGUUCCUGGUCCAGUAGGGGUUUAUGGAGAACCUGGACUGAUGGGUGAAACUGGAUUAAUGGGACCACCUGGUGAAAUAGGAUAUAUGGGCGAUAAAGGGGAAAUUGGAAUGCCAGGAGAUAUUGGGCCAUGGGGUCCAGUUGGGCUUCCUGGUCCUGUGUAUGAUCCGUAUGCAGCUAUGAUGGCUCCGAUGGUUGUUAUGGCAGAGGGAGCGCCUGGAGCAGAAAACUGCUCAGAUCUUGAUGGUGGUGUACGUAAUUGUUCAUCUUUAGAUGGAAAAUUGGCAAUCCAGUACAACAGCAAAUCUUUACCAGCCUUCUACCAUCCACCACCUGGAGCACAUGUGAUGCCUGCUGAGCCGAUGAUGGGAAAAUCUCAAAUGGCGUAUGGGCCGCAAGCUGGAAAACCCCAGGCUAUGUAUGGACCUCCGGUCUAUGGUAAAUACUACUCAGCAGCAUACGGACAUAACAUUGCGUAUUUUGAUGAAGAAGAUAAAGACAUAUUGAAUGAAAAAGAUUUUAAUGAGCUUAUCAACAGUACAAAUCCAGAUCUCAAGGGUAACGAUGAUAAUAAUGUAACUGAAAGUGGUAAUCUAAGUACAAGUGUCAAUGAACAAGCCCUUCUAGAUGAUAAUACUAUAGAAGAUGAAAACAACGGCGAAGUUGCCAACGUAGUAACAAGCUCCAAUAAAACCAUCUUCACCUCUGCUGAAGUAAGCUCAGAAGAAGAAGAGCAAACAUCUGCAGAGGACGGUGCGCAAGAAAACUCUUCAGAUGAAACCCAUUCAGAAGACGAUAUUUCAGAAGAAGAGAGCAAAACAAAUUUAGAAGAAAAUUAGCAAAACUUAUGAGGAACUGAUUUGGAAUCAUCAGAAGAAACUGGGCCAGAAACUUUACAGAAUAUUAAUUAAAAAACUAAGAAUGAAAUAUAUUGACUCCCGAACAAAUGAUCGGAAUCUCUACCAACAGAAUGUAACAGAAAACGGAUCAGUGCAUCAUAUGAGGAUAUUCAAGCUCAAAAUAUCGAUUGUAUCAAGCAUUGCACACUGUAUAAUGAUAUUUACAAAAAUGCUGUACGGGAUUCAUUCACUUGGUACCGUAAAUUUUAGAAAAGAAAGUCCGAAUUUUUGCGAAAUAUUCAUUUUCGCUAUUUGUAAAAGUGCAUUACUGUUAUAAUUAGUUUUAGACUUUUAACAAUCAAGUCAUAGUAAAUGAAUAUACAUACUUCCUCACGAACUUUCUCUCAUUUUAUGAAAUAGCGAACUUUAGCCUCGCGAAAGUAUCUGAUUUUACAGUUUAUUUAAAAGGCAUUUGUAGAAUUGUUUAAAUUAAUUUUUUUAUUUAUACAUUUUAUCGACACAUCAUUAUUUUCCUCGGAUAGUAAAGCAUUAUUUUGUUAACCCUUUUAUUAGUAUCAGUUUACUGAUUUUAUUACAUGUUUUUUUUUUUCGGUAAAUUAACGACAUAUUAGAAUGAAAUAUAUCUGAUAGUUUCACAGUGAAAAAUAUCAAAUAAAUAUUUCACUUGUAAGAAACUAUAAAAUGGGUACAUGAAAUUAAUACUUGAAAUCAAGGAGAAUUUUUUUUUCAUGUAAUUCCAAAAUAUCUGUCACAUUUGAACAUUAUACCUUACAUUUUCACUCAUGGUUAUGCAACUCAUGUAAUAUUGUACCUUCUGUUCACUCUGGAAAGAUGUUUCAGUAUUACACUGGUACAAUCAGAUAUCCUUGCCUAAAAAGAAAAGCCUAGUAUCACUUUCAGACUUUCUUUUUUUCUUGUUUGUAUCUUAGUUUUGUAUAAUUACUGGUCAAGAUAUUUACGGGUAUAGUCUGGUUGGCUAUUUCAAAAUUUUAUUGACAUUUUAUAGUGACCAUCAGAUAUCGCUCUAACUUAACAUCGUAAUUUAUCGUAGUCAGAAAAGUAUAAAUGGUUUUCUACCUUUGCUUUGCAAAAAUCACAGUGCAUCAUCCAAUAAAUUUAAUUUAACGUUUUGUUUCUUUUGUUUUAUGUCAUUUAAUAGUUAUUACACAUUCAUCAUAUGUUCUUCAUUUAAUAUAAGUUUGUGUAUGUGUGUGUGUCGGGGUGGAGGGUAAUGGUAAUUAAAAAUAAUGUAAGUUUGAAAAUCGAUAUUCCAUUGAAUCAAAUGACAGUU